Atta colombica is the source of this 1546-nucleotide messenger RNA. Its product is annotated as trypsin zeta-like. The record is from RefSeq and is a predicted model, not a curated record. Lineage: Eukaryota; Metazoa; Arthropoda; Insecta; Hymenoptera; Formicidae. Bases 35 to 1498 code for a protein of 487 amino acids. Gene Ontology annotation, biological process: proteolysis. The transcript has 10 exons. Gene Ontology annotation, molecular function: serine-type endopeptidase activity.
UCUUCAUUUUAAUCCCAGGUAACAAAUCAACAAGAUGCAUGCGUUAAUUUGUCUUAUAUUUACUGCCCUGGUAUACGGCACUAAAGGAGCUUCUCAUAUUGUCAAUGCAAAGGAUGCUCCAAUUGGCAAAUUUCCGUACCAAGUGUCAUUGAAUUUCAAUGACAAUCACAUGUGUGGUGGAUCUAUUCUUGAUAAAUAUAACAUAUUAACCGCAGCAUAUUGCGUUAAAAAAUUGAAUCAACAUAUAUAUCUGUCUUAUCUAAAAGUCCAUGCCGGUACAAACUUUUUGGAUGUACCAGGAGCAGUUUAUGAUGUAGAAGAUGUAAGCUUCAACUCUCAAUAUGAUGAGGAAUCAAUCGAUAAUGAUGUCGCUUUGAUUCACCUAAAAAAUCCUAUCACGUACAACAGAUUAGUGCAACCGAUAAAUCUUGUGACAUCCGAUAAAGAACUCGAGGGCAAGCCGUGUACAUUAUCUGGUUGGGGAACUACUUCGGUUAAUGGAAGUAUUUCAAAAAACUUGCAAGAAAUUGAGUUAACAGUUUAUCCACAAGAAGAUUGCAAGAUAGCACAACCGAAAGUGAAAGAUAGCCAUAUCUGCACUGUAACUAAAGCAGGAGAAGAAGCAUGCUACGGUGAUUUUGGUGGACCAUUGAUGGCUAAUGGAGUUCAAAUUGGAAUAGUUUCCUUUAAUCCUUGUGUGCUUGGAACUCCAGUCGUUUACACAAGAGUUUCCAGUUUCAUAUCUUGGAUCAGUACACAUUUGAAAAACAAAAUGAGUGCUUUAGUUUGUCUUGUACUUAUCGCUCUGGUAUACGGCACAGAAGGAGUUUCUUAUAUCGUCAACGGUAAAAAUGCUAAAAUCGGUGAAUUUCCGUAUCAAGUGUCAUUGAAAUAUAAUGAUACCCACAGAUGCGGUGGAUCUAUUAUUGAUAAUUAUAACAUAUUAACCGCAGCACGUUGUGUUCAUGGUCUAGAAAAUUUGGUGAAUAAUCUAAAAGUCCAUGCUGGCACAAACUGGUUGAAUGUACCAGGAGUAGUUUAUGAUAUAGAAAGUGUAAGCAUCAACUCUAAAUACGAUUUAUUCAUUAAUGACAUCGCUUUGGUUCAUCUUAAAAAUCCUAUCACGUACAAGAGAUUAGUGCAACCGAUAAAUCUUAUGACAUCCGAUGAAGGACUCGAGAACAAGCAAUGCACAUUAAUCGGAUGGGGAACUACUUCGGUUGAUGGAAGUACUUCAAAUAACUUGCAAAAAAUUAAGUUAAUAGUUUAUCCACAAAAAGAUUGCAAGGCAGCACAACCAAAAUUGAAAUAUAGCCAUAUCUGCACUUUGACUAAAGAAGGAGGAGCAUGCUACGGAGAUUCUGGUGGACCAUUGGUGGCUAAUAAAUCUCAAAUUGGAAUCGUUUCCUUUGGUACUCCUUGUGCACUUGGAUACCCAGAUAUUUACACAAGAGUUUCCAGUUUCAUACCAUGGAUCAAUAAACAUUUGAAGAAAUAAAAAACAUUAUUUAAUUUGUUUUAUAAUAUUAUUUAAUACAACAUCUUA